Molecule: messenger RNA, 3021 nt
Organism: Onychostoma macrolepis
Lineage: Eukaryota; Metazoa; Chordata; Actinopteri; Cypriniformes; Cyprinidae
Gene: slc52a3-1
Product: solute carrier family 52 member 3
Exons: 4
Coding region: 999-2351 (450 amino acids)
Biological process (GO): riboflavin transport
Cellular component (GO): plasma membrane
Molecular function (GO): riboflavin transmembrane transporter activity
Source: RefSeq, a predicted model, not a curated record
AUGGGUCACAUCUAUACAACUUGAUGCCUUUAUUUAAUGUGUUAAUAGUUAUAAUAAUUCUUUCUCUUUUAGGUACAAGUUCAAAGCUUAACAGAAGCUGUUAAUCAGUAAAAGAGGUUGUACAUGUAGGUCACACCAUAGGAAGCUACACUUAUACUGUAUGCUGUGCCUGAAUAAGCUUUAAAGUCACAAUGGCUUGUGAUGUUUUGAUUUGUUAACCUUGAUUUUACCUGCUAUCAAAAUGAAUAGAAAAGAAACAGCUAUGGCAAGUUUAAUGUUCAGUGUCCUAUUAUGAGUGUUCAAAAUUCCAUUGAAGACUGUGAAGGACCAUAGCUCAAAUAUUAUGUGAAUGUGCCCUACAUUUUUCGUGUUGAAGACUGAUAUGAUUGUUGAAUAGGGUCAAAGUACAUGCCACAAAAGAGUGAAUGUUCUGUUCACAAUUCAAUGAUCAUAAUACAUCUCAGAGUCACGACAGGCUUACAAGUCAAACACUGUGGAUGCACACUUUACAUAUUGAUGUCAAUGCUGUAGUACGACAAGAGUUUUGCAGAAAAACUGGACCAGAUAAAAUGGCUUUUUUGUGCACCAUCAUGUGACUAGAGAGUAAUGCACCUCAUUAGAGUGGGAUGGCCUUCAUGAGAGAGGCAGACCCACCCACACUCAUAUGCUAAGGUUAAAAAUCACAUAUCAUUGUGGACAUUUUUAGACAGAGUUGAGAAGUUAACCGGUAACAACGGGACACCAGACAGAGGAAUGACAGCCAUUUCUAUGACUUAGUGCGUAGCACACACUAAUGUCUGUUGAGGAGGAAGAGUGUGUUCAGUCUGGCUCACUGCCUCAGCAGUAAUGUGAUCUCAUGUCUUCACAAAGGCAAGAAGAGAAGACAUCAAAACAUAGCCGAACUGAAGUGGUAUCACACCAUAUACAAUACCAAAGUUGAAAGGAGUUGUCUGACAUCAGAUAUUUCUUAAACUACCCAUUUCAACCAGCUGUUCAGCAUGCCUCUGUACGUCCAUGCCUUGGCAUGUGCUUUCGGUCUGGGCUCCUGGGUGUCCAUUAAUGGCUUGUGGGUGGAGCUUCCUCUGAUAGUCAAUAUUCUGCCAGAGGGUUGGGAUUUGCCCUCGUACCUCACAGUCAUCAUUCAGCUUGCCAACUUAGGCCCUCUGCUGGUGACCCUGGCACACAAAUUAUGUCCCGGACGACUACGUGAACAUCUGGUCAUCUAUGUGGUCCUGUCGAUCGGUGUUGUAGCUUGCAUCCUACUUGCUGUGUUUUGGAAGAACACCACUGUGAUCCUUGGGCAACCGCGUAGCACAGCAUUUUUCAUUCUCACAUUUUUUCUCGCUCUAGUCGACUGCACCUCAUCCGUCACCUUCCUGCCAUUCAUGAUGCAACUUCCAGCAAAAUACAUCACCACAUACUUCAUUGGAGAAGGUCUGAGCGGUCUGGUUCCAGGCCUGGUGGCGCUUGCACAAGGGGUCGGGAUGUCAAAAUGUGUCAAUGUGUCUCAUGUGUCAGAUAACCUCACAGAGCCCGGACCUCCAAUCUUCAUUGUGGAGACACAGUACCUCCCUCCUAAUUUCUCCACUGAGAUCUUCUUCUCCUUCUUGGCCGUAAUGACAGCAAUAAGCCUGGGCUCCUUCAUCAUAUUAAACCGCAUGCCUCGUACAUUUGAACUAUCCACUGAAAAUCUCGUCCCAGACUCAGAUGCUGUUGCAACAGUCUGCAGGGGUUUGGAAGGCCCCGUGGACCCCAAUCCAAAGACAAACAAUCCAGAGGAAGAGGAAAAGAUGAGAAAUACAGUGCUGCCUUCUAAACCACUGCACUCCGGCUAUCAGCUGGCAUUUAUCUAUCUUAUGGUUUUGUGGGUGAACAGUGCAACAAAUGGACUGCUGCCCUCAGUGCAGACGUUCUCCUGUAUACCAUAUGGAAAUAUGGCCUAUCACCUGUCAGCUGCUCUGUCGGCGGUAGCCAAUCCAGUGGCCUGCAUCAUUGCCAUGUUUUUCCCUAAACGUUCAUUAGUAUUUCUGGGCAUCUUGUGUCUGCUGGGCUCUGUUUUUGGAGGCUACAAUAUGGCCAUGGCUGCCAUGAGUCCCUGCCCAUUACUCCAAGAUACACCUCUAGGGGACGCUAUAAUAGUUCUGUCAUGGGUGUUCUUCACUGGUCUGCUGUCCUAUGUGAAGGUGAUGGUGGGUGUGAUUCUGAGGGACCGGAGUCACAGCGCUCUCGUGUGGUGUGGAGCAGCAGUUCAAGCAGGCUCUUUGCUGGGCUCCGUCAUUAUGUUUCCCCUGGUUAACAUCUAUCACCUCUUUCAAUCAGGAGAUGUUUGCAACACCAUAUGCCCAUUAUAAUAAGGGUUUAAUAAGACUAACUGGGGAAAGAACUACCACUUACUGAGCAAAUGAUUGUGAAAUAUUGUUUAACGAACAUUUGGCACUUCCUUAAAACUGUUUUGAUGCUCUUCUAUUUUGUUUUCACAUUAACUUAACAUUUGUACAUUUAAAAAUGAUUGUGGAUUAUUAUUUAUGAUGUUGCGAGUUCUUGAUACCUAGAAAUAUCCACAGGCAGUCAAGUGCAAGUGUCACUUAACAGCGUCCAUCAGAGCUUUUAGUUCAUAUUUGGAAAAAUACUGAUAUAUUUUUUAUAAGUUUACUUGAUAUUUCUUUACACAGAAUCAUCAUUUCUAUUAAUUUUCCACUGAUUUAUGCGAUCUGAUGAGCAUUAACUCAAAUUAUGGGAUUUGCAUUUGCAGCGCACACUUCUUAUCAGAAAAGGUUCAAUAAAGUAUUGUUUUUUGUUGUUAUGGGCGCGUCUAAAGAUUUCUUAUGGAUCUCAGUACUAUGUCGUGUAUGAACUAAUGUCUGUGUGCAUGUGUGUAAAACAACAAACUGACGAUUUAUAUGCUUAAUCAUAUGUAAUUGUAUAUACAUUGUUAUGAGUAAUUGUGGCUGGAAUAAUAAUGUAGCUGUAAAAACAGUUGCCUGCUGAAAUUGAAAUAUAUAUUACAUCUUCAUGACUAGA